AUGGCCAUCUCUAAGGCUUUGAUUGCUUCACUUCUUGUCUCUCUUCUAGUAUUCCAUCUUGUUGAAGCUGAUCAAGCGGUAAUUUUUUUUCGAUAUAUAUAUAUGAAUCGAUCAGAUUGUGGUUCUGCAUGUGCCGGGAGGUGCCGGCUAUCGUCGAGGCCGAACCUGUGCAAGAGGGCAUGCGGGACAUGCUGUGAGCGUUGCAACUGUGUACCUCCAGGCACUUCUGGUAACGAAGAUGUGUGUCCUUGCUACGCCAACAUGACCACUCAUGGUGGCAAACACAAGUGCCCUUAA
Molecule: messenger RNA, 297 nt
Organism: Cornus florida
Lineage: Eukaryota; Viridiplantae; Streptophyta; Magnoliopsida; Cornales; Cornaceae
Product: gibberellin-regulated protein 1-like
Exons: 2
Coding region: 1-297 (98 amino acids)
Source: RefSeq, a predicted model, not a curated record